UUGGGUUUGUCUGUCCGUCCCCGGGGGAGGGGCAGGGCCGCUUGUCUCCCAGCUCUCGGGUUUGCCUGUCCCUGCCUUGGGGGGGGCUUCUGCGCCCCUCCCCCCCGCGUGAGCUGUUCACCACGCACGGCCCCCGGGCAUUAUCCCAGGGAGCCCCGAGGGAGCCGCGCCCGGGGUGACCUCGCCCGUGUCUCGUCCCUUCCCCUCCCCGCCGCUCCGGCGCUGCCGUUCGUCCUCCGCGGAGUCUCUGGCCCUAGGAGGGGAAUAAUCCGAGCAUGGCAGAGCGCUCUGUGCCCGCUGCGCCCCCUCCCCGUGAGGAGACCGGUAAAUAUCGGGCCCUUUCUAGAGACGGGAAUUGAGAAAUGGAGAGGCUCAGGUCGUAUUGCUAGGAUAAAAGGGCUGCCUCUGAUAAAGGAAAAAUGGCUUUCAGCAAAGGAUAUCGGGUCUACCACAAACUGGAUCCACCUCCAUUCAGUGUGAUAGUGGAAACCAGAAAUAAGGAAGAGUGCCUCUUGUUUGAGUCUGGAGCUGUGGCUGUCCUCUCAUCUGCAGAGAAAGAGGCAAUCAAGAGCUCAUACUCCAAAGUAAUGGAUGCAUAUGGACUCUUAGGUGUAUUAAGGUUAAAUCUGGGAGACACUUUGUUACAUUAUCUGGUUCUAGUCACAGGAUGUAUGUCUGUGGGAAAGAUACAAGAAUCUGAAGUUUUUCGAGUUACUUCCACUGAAUUCAUAUCAUUACGAAGUGACCCUUCAGAUGAAGAUCGUAUUUCAGAAGUGCGCAAAGUUUUGAACUCAGGAAAUUUUUAUUUUGCAUGGUCUGCUACUGGGGUCAGUUUAGAUCUUAGUCUUAAUGCUCACCGUAGCAUGCAAGAACACACCACUGACAAUAGGUUUUUCUGGAACCAAUCCCUGCAUUUGCAUCUUAAACACUAUGGUGUGAACUGUGAUGACUGGUUAUUGCGUCUCAUGUGUGGAGGAGUAGAGAUUAGAACAAUUUAUGCAGCUCACAAACAGGCAAAGGCUUGCCUCAUUUCACGACUAAGCUGUGAACGAGCUGGGACCAGGUUUAACGUCCGGGGAACAAAUGAUGAUGGUCAUGUUGCUAAUUUUGUUGAAACAGAACAGGUGAUAUUCCUAGAUGACUGUGUGUCUUCCUUCAUACAAAUUCGUGGAUCUGUUCCAUUAUUUUGGGAGCAACCUGGUCUGCAGGUGGGAUCCCAUCGUGUCAGAAUGUCAAGGGGAUUUGAAGCAAAUGCACCGGCUUUUGACAGGCAUUUCCGAACACUUAAAAGUGUAUAUGGCAAGCAAAUUAUUGUAAAUUUACUUGGGGCAAAAGAAGGGGAGCACAUGCUUAGCAAAGCCUUCCAGAGCCACUUGAAAGCCUCUGAACAUGCUAUUGAUAUCAAAAUGGUGAACUUUGACUAUCAUCAAAUGGUUAAAGUCGGAAAGGCAGAAAAACUUCACAGCGUGCUUAAACCUCAAGUCCAAAAAUUCUUAGAAUGUGGAUUUUUUUAUUUCGAUGGAAAGGAAGUUCAAAGAUAUCAAAGUGGUACUAUCAGGACAAACUGCUUGGACUGUCUGGAUAGAACAAACAGUGUGCAGGCUUUCUUUGGCUUGGAGAUGCUAACAAAGCAACUGGAGGUUUUAGGUUUAGCUGAGAAGCCUCAGCUGGUUACUCGCUUCCAGGAAGUUUUCCGGUCCAUGUGGUCAUUAAAUGGUGAUUCUGUCAGUAAAAUAUAUGCAGGAACUGGAGCUCUUGAAGGAAAGGCUAAGGCUGGAAAGCUGAAGGAUGGUGCUCGUUCUGUGACCAGAACAAUUCAAAAUAACUUUUUUGAUAGCUCCAAGCAGGAGGCCAUUGAUGUUUUGUUAUUGGGGAAUACCCUAAAUAGUGAUUUAGCAGAUAAAGCACGGGCUCUCUUAACCACCAGCAGUUUACGUGUUUCAGAGCAGUCAUUGCAAUCAGCAUCUGUAAAAACGCUAAAGGGUAUGUGUGAAAAUUUUUAUAAGUAUUCAAAGCCCAAAAAAAUUCGAGUAUGUGUUGGAACAUGGAAUGUCAAUGGUGGGAAGCAAUUUCGAAGCAUUGCAUUUAAAAAUCAAACACUCACUGACUGGCUUCUAGAUGCACCAAAGUUAGCUGGUAUCCAUGAAUUCCAAGAUCGAAGAAGCAAACCUAUUGACAUAUUUGCCAUUGGAUUUGAAGAAAUGGUUGAGUUAAAUGCAGGAAACAUUGUGAAUGCAAGCACAACCAAUCAGAAGCUGUGGGCUGCUGAACUGCAGAAGACCAUCUCAAGAGAUAACAAAUAUGUGCUGCUGGCUUCUGAGCAAUUGGUGGGCGUCUGUCUCUUUGUAUUCAUCAGACCCCAGCAUGCUCCUUUUAUCAGGGAUGUUGCUGUUGAUACUGUAAAGACUGGUAUGGGAGGAGCUACUGGCAAUAAAGGUGCAGUAGCAAUUCGAAUGUUGUUUCAUACGUCCAGUCUUUGCUUUGUCUGUAGUCACUUUGCUGCAGGGCAAUCACAAGUCAAAGAGAGAAACGAAGACUACAUAGAAAUAGCCCGAAAACUCAGUUUCCCAAUGGGAAGGCUCCUCUUUUCCCAUGACUAUAUAUUUUGGUGUGGCGAUUUUAAUUAUCGUAUAGAUCUUCCUAAUGAAGAAGUGAAGGAGUUAAUUCGCCAGCAGAAUUGGGAUUCCCUUAUUACAGGAGAUCAACUUGUCAACCAGAAAAAUGCUGGACAGAUCUUUAGGGGAUUUUUAGAGGGAAAGAUAACUUUUGCACCUACAUACAAAUAUGACUUGUUUUCUGAUGACUAUGACACCAGUGAAAAAUGUCGCACACCAGCAUGGACAGAUCGGAUUCUUUGGAGAAGAAGAAAAUGGCCAUUUGACAGAUCAGCUGAAGACCUGGAUCUUCUGAAUGCUAGUUUUCAGGAUGAAAGUAAUAUCCUUUACACAUGGAAUCCUGGUACUUUAUUGCACUAUGGAAGAGCAGAGCUGAAAACAUCUGAUCAUAGGCCUGUUGUUGCAUUGAUUGACAUAGAUAUAUUUGAAGUUGAGGCAGAAGAGAGACAGAAAAUUUAUAAGGAGGUGAUUGCUGUGCAGGGACCGCCUGAUGGCACUGUAAUGGUCUCCAUCAAAAGCUCUUCACCAGAAGAAAACUAUUUUGAUGAUAACUUGAUUGAUGAACUUCUUCAGAAGUUUGCAGCCUAUGGUGAAGUUAUACUUAUAAGGUUUGUAGAAGACAAAAUGUGGGUAACGUUUUUGGAAGGAAGCUCCGCUUUGAGCGCUCUGGAUCUGAAUGGUACUGAGCUUUUAGGAAGGAUCAUAAACAUUAACUUGAAAAACUCAGACUGGAUCAGAAGUUUGGAAGAGGAGAUGAAUCUAGAGAAGAUGGUUGGAUUGCCUUCAUCGACUAGUUCCACUUUGCUUUGUGAAGAUGCUGAGGUUUCUGCAGACUAUGAUAUGGAAGGUGAUAUCGAUGACUAUAGUACUGAAGUGGAAGAAAUUUUUCCUCAACAUCUACAGCCUGGUACAAGUUCUGGUCUUGGAACCUCACCAGGCUCUUCACCUCGUUCCAGUCCCUGCCAAUCACCCACGUUGUCAGAUGGACCGCUACCCACCCUUCCAGUUAGACCAAGUCGAGCACCUACAAGAACUCCUGGACCACCUAUAUCCUCACAAAGUUCUCCAGUUGAUUUUCAACCAAUUACACAACAGAAAGAGUCUACUCAGAGCUUAGAGCCUAAACGUCUUCCUCCCCCUCGCCCAGUGGCACCACCUACCCGGCCUGUUCCACCACAGAGACCACCCCCACCAUCAGGGGGUAGGAGUCCUGCACCUGCUAGAAAAGAAUUUGGAGGUCUUGGAGCUCCUCCCAGUCCUGGGGUAGCUAGGAGAGAAAUAGAAGUUCAAAAAAGCCCUGGAACACAAAGAAAAGAUAACUUAGUUCGUAGUCAGCCUCUACCUCCAGCCGGAUUCACAAGCACAGGAACUGUUGGAUAUAGUGCAGCCAGACCGACUGUUCCACCCCGAGCUGGAGUUAUUAGUGCACCACAAAGCCAUGUCCGUCCAUCUGUGGGGAGGCCAACACCUGAAACCCAAACCAAGCCAGCUGAACCACCAAGAGGUAAUACUAUACUUUAGAAGAAAAGGAAAUGU
Messenger RNA from Chrysemys picta bellii (western painted turtle), 4151 nucleotides. The record is from RefSeq and is a predicted model, not a curated record. Lineage: Eukaryota; Metazoa; Chordata; Testudines; Emydidae.